AUGGCGGAUAUGCCAGCACAUUUCCUCGUGGAACAGCUUGUACACCUCCGAAAUGAGGCUUCACAACCAGACGCUGCACACCACCUUUCCGAACUACUAUCCUCACACUCUGGCCCCUGGCCCAUCCGACACCUAAUCCUCGCCUUUCAAGACAUCUACAAAUCCCUCCCAGAACCUCUCAAGGCCAAAAACAAUGAAGCAAUUGCUCGCCUUCGGGCACAGAUGAAAGAAGCUACUCCUAGCAUUGCUGAAGCAAUAGGGACCGACUCUCGCGCUGGUCUCAUCGACGCCAACACCGGCCGGAAUCUGUCCCAUAAUGCCAUCCGCCAAUUUGUGCAGAGCUUCCAGCUACCUAUGGGCCUUUCCCGCCAUGGAAAGCCUCGUGUUGCGGUCAUUUUGCCCAAUGGCCCUAUUAUGGCAAUUGCAGUUCUUGCCAUCUCCAACAGGUACACCAUUGUACCAAUGGCAUCGAACACUGUGCCGGAGCAGCUGCAGAUGGAUAUCGAACAGGUGCAAGCUGAUGCCGUUGUCGCGCUGGACGCGGACAUAGGCAAGUUGCAGCUGGACAACGGUAAACGACCCGUGUUUGGUCUUGAACAGCUUGAAGACUUGACUUUCCGGGUAAUUUCUGCACACAAUGCCUCUGGCACAGUAUCAAACCUCCCUCCUAACUCUGGAGAUGAUAUCUCCAUUAUCCUUUUCACCAGUGGUACCAGUGGUACCAAGAAGCUAGUUCCUAUCACAGCUUAUAACCUCAUCGCGGGUACCAUAGCCACUAUGGAGUCGGUAGAAUUGUCCGAGACAGAUACCUGUCUGAACAUGAUGCCGUUGAACCAUGUUGGCGGUAUUGUUCGCAGUAUCCUCUCUCCUAUUCUCGCUGGCGGCGCCACAAUCUGCUGUCCCUCUUUCGAUCCCAGCAUGUUCUGGGAUGCCGUUCAAAGCCCUCACAUGACUCCAACCUGGUACUAUGCCACACCCACUAUGCAUCAAAUGAUUCUCGGUGAAGCUGAGCACCGCCCCGAUGCUAGAAAGCAAAGUGCAAUUCAGUUCAUCUGUAACGCUGGUGCUGGUCUUCCUCCAACGCUCGCCGUGCAGCUUCGUGAUAUCUUCAACUGUGUCAUCCUGCCCAGUUAUGGUAUGACUGAAUGCAUGCCUAUUGCUGCGCCACCAAAGAACUAUACUCUCGAUCGCCAUGGAACUUCAGGACAGAUUGUUGGCCCUGAUGUUGCAAUUCUGACCGAGAGCGGUACACCUGUUCCUCGACCUGAAAUGCUUGGACACAUUUGCAUUCGUGGAUCACCUGCUUUCGAGGGAUAUUUGACCGCCGAUGGCAAAAUCGAUACCAGUGCAUUCGAUGAGUCUGGCUGGUUCGACACUGGUGAUUUGGGAUACCUCGAUGCCGACAACUACUUAUAUAUCACCGGUCGGAGUAAGGAGGUUAUCAACCGUGGUGGUGAAAUUAUCUCUCCCGUCGAGGUGGAGGAUGCCGUGUUGGCCACGGCCAAGCACCCCGGAUCCCCCUUGUAUGGUCGCGUUGCUGAGACACUGGCCUUUUCCGUUCCCGAUGAGGUGCUGCAAGAAGUCGUCGGUGUGGUUAUCGUCCCAACUCCCGGCAGCACGAGGCCGGAUCUUCGCCAGAUUCAUGAGGCGCUGCACCCGGUUCUCCACCAGCCCAAGUGGCCCGCUGUGGUUGUAUACAUGGACCGUGUACCGAAGUCGAACAACAAGAUUCAGCGUAUCAAGCUUGCACAGCGGUUGGAGUUAGAGCCUUUGACCCCGACCACGCCACUGGCAGACCGACACUACGAGGCCGUGUGUCCACCCAACGGUACUCCACUUACCACAGGAAUCCCGAAGAAGGCGUGUAUUAUUGAUGAGAAUUUCAUUCGCGUGGUUCUCACUGAGGCGGCGAAGACCCCCGAGGUACAUAUCCACAAGAACCCUCGCGAUGGGUUCGCGCAAGCUGUUCUGUUCGUUGAGAACCCGGAUGAUGUUCAUCUCACACCCACCGACCUCCACGAAAAGCUGGAUGGCUACCUCAUCCCCAGUCGCAUAAUUCCCCUUCAAGGUCCGAUGCCUCUGGAUUUCUUCGGAAACCCUGACCAGGCUGCCAUCGACGACGCUAUUCGUGCCCGCAACUCGGACGGCGACCUGACGUCUAUCCAGACCCGCGUGCGUGAGAUAUUUGCUGUCGCGUUGUCUUGCGAAGCACAGGAUAUCAAUGCAAUCACAGACUUUUUUGCUGCCGGUGGCGAUAGUCUCAGCGCCGGUCGUCUGGUUUCGCAGCUUCGUCGCGAAUUCGGUAUCUUCUUGGCUGGUGAUGUUCUCUUCCACCACAGCACCGUUGGAGCUAUUGAGCAUAAGAUCACCGAGGCUGUUGAGACUAAGACUGCUAAGGGCGACCAAGGAGAAGUUGAGUUGCCUGGUUGCGAGAAGACAUACAGCAGCACAAAUCCAAUUGUAUUGCUCUUGCAUCUCUUCCCGCUUACAUUCUUUUAUCCCAUGAAGCGCGCUUUUCAGUGGCUUGUGUUCGCAUAUGUCGUGGCCGAGUGCUCUUGGAGAUUCCCCAUUCGAGACGUCCUCAUCGGUCGUUUGGUCCUGAUUGUCUUGGCUGUGGUGUCCGCUCGUGUCGCUUCGAUUAUCGUAUUUCCCUGUUGCGGUAUCAUCUUCAAGUGGCUUGUCAUCGGUCGCUACAAGGAGGGUAUGUCUCCCAUGUGGGGUCCAUACCACACCCGUUGGUGGUUGACUCAAAAGGCGUUACAAGUCUGCGGAAAGGGCAUGUUCAACAAGUGGAACUGGUCUCGUGUAAUGUUCUAUCGUCUUCUCGGCGCGAAGAUUGGCAGAAAUGUCACUCUUGCCCCAUCGGCCAAGCUGGGUGAGUAUGACUUGGUCGAGAUUGGUGACAACGUCGUAUUGGAUACUGGUUCCCAAUGCCGUCCUUUUGCCGUGGAGCGUAACACAUCUAUGCUCCUGAAGCGCAUCCGAAUCGGCAAGGACUCGUCUGUUGGAAUCAAGUCCAUGGUUGCCGCCGGUGCUGUUAUCCCUGAGAACACCUGCAUUGGUCCCAACUCGUCCAGCUGGGAACUCCACGACGCCGACGAGUCUUACCGUGACUUGCUCACUCCCCGUAUCCCUCAGCCGCAUUGGAUCUGGAAGCUCAUCGUGAUUGAGCCUAUCAAGAUCCUCGUCUGGGUUGCUGGUCGUCUUACUUGGAUGGGUGGGCUCGUGCCAAUGGUGCGCUCGUUCCCUGCUCCCACAGAAGAUAUGUUUAUGGCCACGCUCGAAUGGUACACCAAUGGCCAGCGGAUUGGCUUCCACAUCACGGCACGAAUCUGCCGUGCUCUCGGUGGGCCGAUUGUGCUCUUCGCUGCUGUCUGGAUUGUCAAGUCCUUGCUCGAUCUCAUCUGCGGAAAGCCCCAGCCCGGUGCUGCCUCAAAGCAGACUACUCGCCAGAAAAUCCGGGCUGCUGUACUCGCCGAGAUCCUGCCGUCAGGCGAUAUUCACGAACUCACCCGUCUGGCUGGUCGUCACUAUGAGCUUGUCUCGAUGGCCAUCCGCGCUCUUGGUGGUAAGGUUGGCAAGCGUGUCUACUGGCCCAGUGUUGGUCCCGCUCUUCCGGACUUUGAUCUCAUCGAGGUCGGUAAUGAUGUUGUCUUCGGUUCUCGCUCGACUCUCGUCACCUCUGAUGGCUACGGUCGUGACCGUAUCGUGAUUGGUGAUGGCGCCAUGGUCGGCGACCGUGUCGUCGCUUUGCCCGGUACUACCAUCGGUCGUGAAGCCAUGAUCGGCUCUGGUGGUCUACUCCGCCGGAACGGUAACUACGCAGCUAACAGCGUCUGGACCGGUAGCAAGGGAGGUGAUGCUGUGCAGUUCCCCAGCUCGACUUCAACCUCCAUGUCAACCGCCCCCACCGUCGUCGGAACCAGCAGCGGUAACAGCUCCAGCGAAGAUGAAAAACAGCCUGACGAGAAGACCAUCAACGAGAAGCAGACCGCUCCCUCGGUCAGUGAGAAAGACACCUGUAAGCCCUUCGGUCGCGCCUUCUACCGUCACGAGGCCAACUACUACGUCCUCCGCAUCUGGCAAAUCGUCAUAUACUCCGUUCUUUCCGUCGUUGUUACAACCGUCUACUGGCUCCUCGGAGUCGUGUUCUCCCUCUUGGCCCUCAAAGCCGCCCUGAAGGGCAGCGACGCCGUGGGAUUCUCCCAAGGCCCCUGGCGCCCAUUCGUUCUCUACGGCAUGCUCGCUUCAAUCCUCUCUGGAAUCAGUUGCGCACAAGCCUUCCUCGCCCUCGCGGUUGUGAUCUGCAUCAAAUGGUCCAUCAUGGGUCGUCGCCAGGAAGGCAGUUUCCACUGGGACAAGAGCAGCUACAACCAGCGCUGGCAAUUCCUUCUAUCUUGCGAGACACUUAUCAAGGACUGUUACGGUGGCUCUGGCCUUCUGCCCAUGCUUACGGGAUCCGCAUACGUUAGCUGGUACUACCAGUUCCUUGGUGCGAACAUCGGAAAGGACUGUGCGAUUCACUCCAACGGAACUCCCAGUAUUUACUUUACUGAACCCGAUCUCCUUACUAUUGGUGACCGUGUCGCUGUUGACGAUGCCUCUUUGGUGUGCCACGUCAACUCCCGUGGUGGGUUCGAGUUGCAUACCCUCAAGGUUGGAGAUCGGAGUAUUCUGCGCGCUGGCUCGCGUUUGAUGUCUGGUGCUUCGAUGGGCCAGGAUACUUGUCUUUUGGAGCAUACUCUUGUCCUGUCUGGUGAUCAUGUUGAGGAUGGCGAUACCCUGCAGGGUUGGCCUGCUGAAGGCUUCGAAGGCAAGCGUGUUUAG
Penicillium paradoxum is the source of this 4827-nucleotide messenger RNA. RefSeq names its product non-ribosomal peptide synthetase. The transcript has 3 exons. Gene Ontology annotation, molecular function: phosphopantetheine binding; medium-chain fatty acid-CoA ligase activity. Gene Ontology annotation, biological process: fatty acid metabolic process. The record is from RefSeq and is a predicted model, not a curated record. NCBI's taxonomy places the organism in Eukaryota, Fungi, Ascomycota, Eurotiomycetes, Eurotiales, Aspergillaceae. The coding region runs from base 1 to 4827 and encodes 1608 amino acids.